This is a messenger RNA of Monomorium pharaonis (pharaoh ant), 3014 nucleotides long. It is a transcript of the gene GCS2beta, whose product is annotated as glucosidase 2 subunit beta. Gene Ontology annotation, molecular function: protein binding; calcium ion binding. The coding region runs from base 208 to 1782 and encodes 524 amino acids. Gene Ontology annotation, biological process: N-glycan processing. The transcript is spliced from 2 exons. Lineage: Eukaryota; Metazoa; Arthropoda; Insecta; Hymenoptera; Formicidae. Gene Ontology annotation, cellular component: glucosidase II complex. The record is from RefSeq and is a predicted model, not a curated record.
GGAACGGACGGUAGCGCCAACCGUGUUAUCAGCUCCGAAGCUACGGAGAAGCGUGGCGCGCCGAGUGUGAUGUCGUGUCGUGUUCGUAAUCGUACUUGAAACUUGAACCUCAAAAAGAACAAUACUGGACCAUACCGGACUGCAAUCGCAAUCCCGACAGGUGAGCCGACCUAAGUGACGAGAGACUUCCGAUCUACGAGCCGGAGGAUGGACGGUCACCGGGUGUCGCGGCUCCUGGCGUUCGCGGUGCCGGUAAUCGUAUUCCUGGCCACGUACAUACCGGGCCACGUAGCCGGCUCGGGGGUGCUGCAGAUACGCGGUAUACCGGUGGCGAAGAACCCGUUGUACCGGCCGGAUCGCGACUUCGAGUGCCUGGAUGGUAGCCGGCUGAUACCGUUCACCCGGGUGAACGACGAUUACUGUGAUUGCGGGGACGGCAGCGACGAGCCUGGGACCGCGGCGUGCGACAACGGCUUCUUUUACUGCGAGAACACCGGACACAAGCCCGCCUACAUACCGUCGUCUUGGGUAAACGACGGCGUGUGCGACUGCUGUGACACGAGCGACGAGUACGCGUCCAGGGUGGAGUGCGUCAACAAUUGCAACGAGCUAGGUCGAGAGGCGCGUUUGGAGCAGCAGAAGGCCGAGCAGUUGGCACGGGAGGGUAACAAGCUGCGUCUGGAGCUGGUCGCCAGAGGCAAGACCAUCAAAACGGAGCAUCAGUCGCGUCUGGCUAAGCUGAGAACGGACUAUACGGAGGCGGAGUUGAUCAAGAAGGAAAAGGAGAUUCUGAAGAAACAGGCAGAGGAAUUGGAGAGCUUGGCAUUGGAAAAAUACAAGCCCGCUGAAACGGAGCAAUCUGCCACUGAGGAACCAGUCGGAGAGGAAGAGGACUCGAGCGUCAUUGAAGCAGAGGAUUAUUUCAAGUUAUUGGAUUCGGAUUCCAGCGGUACGGUAACGAUAGUAGAGCUACAAACCAGGGUGACGUUCGACAAGAACAGGGAUGGUGUUGUGUCAGAAGAGGAGGCACUGUAUUUCCUCGGCGAUAAGAAGGAAAUCCCUCUGCAAGAAUUCAUAGAUAUUGCGUGGGCAAACAUAAAGCCUUUCUUGAUGUUGGAGCAAGGUAUGUUCAAAGCAGCAACGGAUAAGGAAGAGCUCGAUGAGCAACAGCCUGCCGAAGACGUGGAUCACGAGAAAGAAGAAGAGGUGAUCGAUGGAGAAGAAGAGGAGGUUCCUGAAGAGGAACACGAAAAGGAACCACCGGAACCAGAAGUUCAGUACGAUGAGGAGACGCAGGCGAUUAUCGACGAGGCUACUAGCGCUCGCGAACGUUUCCAGGAGGCGGAGAAGACCAUCAACGAUCUGCAGUCGGAAAUCAGACAGCUAGAGGAGAAGACAGAACGUGAUUACGGGCCCGAGGACGUGUUUACGUCACUCGAUGGCGAGUGCUUCGAGUACACGGACUUGGAGUACAUUUAUAAACUGUGUCUAUACUCCAUGGCGACUCAGAGGUCCAAAUCUGGCGGUAGUAGCGUCAAUUUGGGCAACUGGAACGAAUGGGUUGGACCACCAGGUGCCAAAUAUACCAAGAUGAAAUAUGAUCGCGGCCUCACUUGCUGGAACGGUCCGGCGCGUUCCACGAUUGUCACCUUGUCGUGCGGAACGGAGGACAAGCUCAUAUCGGUGACGGAGCCGAAUCGCUGCGAGUAUGCUAUGGAGUUCUCCACACCGGCGCUUUGCAACCCUAGUGCGACAGAGACCGAUAGGCAUGACGAACUGUAAACUUACUUGAUCUAUUAGUAAAAUAACGCGAUUGACCGUACACGCAAAUGCGAAUGUCAAAACUUACGUUCUUUUGAUCGGGUGCGAAAGCCGAGUAUCGAGUUGCAAGGAUUGAUAAAAUAAUGUUAAAAUUAAAAAAUUUUUUUGCAAAUAUUUUCAACGCAAUCGCGAUUAGUAAUAUAGCUAGUAAUCUUUAUUUCAAUGAAUAUUUGUUCUUGGAUUGGGACUCAAUACCUCACUUUUCUUUUCUUUUUGUUUCCGGAGUAACAACCAAUUAUUACAAUAAACUUAGGCCACGGAAUGUCAUAAAAGUUUCGAGGCGUUAUCGCUCGCCGUACUUUUAUGUAUUAAAUUUUGUACUCCUCAAAGAUAAAAUAAGAUUGUUACUAUGGAUAAAAUACGUUAUCAACAGCCUAGUCAUGUGUUAGCUUGAUCAAGAAACUCGAUCGCGUUCACGUUAACAAAUCAUGGACCAUUCGAAAUCGUUAUAUUUCGUCGACACCGUAUAUUUUACCGAUUUGAAUUUCUAAUUUUAAUUUGCAUAUCAUCGGUCCUCGCGAUAUAUUAAUAAAAUAAAGAGAAUUGAUAAAGUUUCAUGAUCAAUUUAAUAUGAUACGCGGAUAUAUACUAUUUAAAUUGGACAUAUACAUUUUGAUAACUUCAGUAAUUUGAAACAAGAAUGACAAAUGUAUAAUAAAAAUAUAUUUGGAUUUCUGCUGAAAUGUGCUGCUACGUAAAUUACAACGAUUAUGAUCGUGAUCGAUAAUUCGUCCUUGCAUCCGAGGAGUCUUUACGUCGUAGUAUUGAACGAAGUUUGCUAGUGAUAAAGUUCGAAGAGUAAUUAUCCUGAAUCUUAUCCUGUUUUGUGAAAGAGAUCAUUGUUACGCGCGAAUUCAUUGCCAACGUGUAAAAAAACUUGCUGUUACACAUUCCUCUUUUUGUACACAAAGCGUUUCUAUAUGAUCUAAGAAUAAAAUCAAGUAAUAUUGUGGCUGGCGUAAAAAAAUGUAAAUGAAAUGUACUAUGUAUCACUUGGUACAUAUAAGGGAAAAGAAAUUGCGCACCUUUUCCGGUAUUCGAUUAGCCAGACUGUGUCCUAAUGUUCCGUAUUAUACACUCAAGUUGGUGAUUUUGUAAUUUUUUAAGGAUGCGCCACGUACGUAUACGUGUGCGCAAUACUGUGAGAUGUACAUGUAAUAAAGAGAGAAAGAAAUUCUAUUGUCGAGCCGUAA